CACCUAAUAAUCUUGGGGUUUUAAUUCAAGCAAUGUCAAGGGUUUUGUUAAUUCCUCUUGAAAAAUGACCCAGAGUUAGCUAAGAAAAGAGAUCUCAAUAAAUCUACGAUCAAUGAAUCUUGUUCUGUUUUAGUGAAUCCAAUCAAGCCAUUUGAUUCACAUCGAUGGCGUCCAUGUGGACUCGAAUUAUGCGAAUUCUGCCUUGUUUUACUGCUGUUAUCGGAUUCAUCUGUUACGGCCUCAGCUCGAACCAUAUAAUUGGAAAUUGGAACAUUUGGAAGGUAACUCUAUACACUCUUUUCAGUUUUAUCAUGUGUCUAUCCGUCUUCUUUGCUAAGAAAUGUGAAGACUUCAUUACUACUUCCAUCAAAUUUCAUUUGAUAUUUUCGGUUUUUGGAGCUACAACUGUUUACUCCUAUUUCCAUGAUGAAGUUCAGAUAAAUCCAAAUGUGUUUAGUUUGAUUUCGUCUGCUGCUUUUGCUAUCAUGUCACUAAGUUUAUCAAAGCAGACUAAGUUUGGAUUUGAGGUUGAUCUCUUAACUUUUUUCUGCGGACAUCUAAUUUUACAACUCAUGAAGUUAAAUCUGUUUUUCACCAUUCCUGGUUUUGGAUUCGGUAUUUUCAUCUUCUAUCUUCAUUUGGGUUUCGGUGGCCCCAAUGAAAUAAGGGAUCGUGCACCUGAAAUUAGAGACGGAGACGUAGUCAUUCAAGUGGAUUCAAACUCCGAAGUAACAACUAAUAAUACUAUGGUUCCUCCUGCUAUUAUUCAGAUGGUUUCACCUAACGUGCAGGAGGAAACCUUACCCAACACAAAUAGUAGUAGUAUUACUGCUCCUAUUGGUUCACCUUCACAACAAAGAAAUAUUGAUAACAGGGUUCAGAGCAGCCUCGAAAUUUGCCUAAAGGAGCUAGGUGAGAUGGAUGAGAGGCUUAACAACAUGAUUUUCCAGAAAGUGUUGGAUGGACAAGUCUUUGAUGAUAACUCUGAUCAACUGGAAAAUAUUUGGGGACGUAGCCGCGUGAUUGAGGAGACAAAGGACAUCAAGAAGAACAUUUGCAAAGCAUUGAAGAAAAUGUUCGAAGCUGGGUAUGUGACAGAGUAUUGCAACGCGUACGACACUCUUCGGAAUAGAUUUAUUAACACGUGCCUGUGUAGAUUUCAAUUGGAGGAGUUUAGUUUGAGCGAUGUAAAGAAGGAGGAUAUUGGGACUUUUAUUAAUGCUUUCAAGGCUGCUCUGAAUAUACUUCGCAAUGAAAGAAGACUCUUUGACAACUUCUUCUUCGGGUUCUCUCUUGUGAAGUGCAAUAUUUUUUCCUCGUUGGAUUGGAUUAGAGUUGAAUUUGACUGGUUGGCUAAAUUGUUGGCGUUGCAAUCUCGUGUGUCACGUCCUUCUUUUUACGGUUGUGCAAUCCAUCCCCUUACCCGCAAAGUUAUGAAGCGCCUCAUGUAUAUUUCUCGAAAUUUUGAAAAUGCGGCUACUUGCUUCAACAUUCCUGGGAUGAUACAGUUGUUAGAGACUAAUGUGGAUGUGAAGUCUAAAAGCUAUACGGAACAGAACCGGGCUUUGGGCUAUCUUUUCAAGCUGAAUAAUACUAGAUUUAUACAAGUGAUUGCCUCAUAUCAUUCCUUGUUAGCCAUUUUGGGUGCAGAUUGGGACCGAAUGCAAAGUGUAAAAGUCCUACAAAACAUCAAAGACUAUCUAAGAUGCUCAUGGGAGAAAGUUACACGCCUACUGGUGAGAAAGGGAAAUGAAAAUGACUCAACAGUAACUUUAAAGGUUUUUGUAGACACGAUGAGAUUGUUCGACCAUCACUUUUUAGAUGCAUGUAGAGCUCAGUCUACUUGUUUUGUCAUCGAUGACACACUAAGGAAAGCAAUGAGAUUGUACUUGAAAAAGAUGUUGCUGUUGCUAUAUGAAAAUUUCAUUGGGAGGUUCCAGGAUGUUCUUGGUAAAGAUGUUGUUGAUCACCAUAUCAAGUAUAGCAUAAAAGACAUUGAAGUUCGACUCAAAAAUCUAUUUCUUGAAAGCCAGUCGAUGAAUCAGUUUCCAGAAGAAGGCAAGCAUAGGAGCCAACUGAAGAGAAGGGUACCCAAGCUUGAGCAUAAAUAUGAUUCCAUUUGAGAUUGAGAUAUUCUCUCAUUCUCCAAAGUAUCAAACUUAUGGUGCCUAAUUCACCUCCUCCUCUGAUAUAUAUAUAUAUAGGUCUAAGAAUUUGCGGCUGUGUAAUAUAUAACACUUGUGCUCAGAAUCAUAUAGGGUAAAUGACAACCUUAAAAAUCACCACCAUGGUGACAUGGGUUUGAACCAUUGAUUAUAUACUUUUAUACUCUAAGAGCUGAGAUUUUAGCCGAAUGAGGAGGCUUCACUGAUUGCUGUAUUAGGACAGUUGUAGGACAGUUGUAAAAUACUAAAAGUUGUGUAACAAUAUGGGGCAAUAAUAUGUUUAUGACGAUAAAUAAAAUUUUUAUAGUUUGACAUGAGUUUCGGUGCCCUUC
Molecule: messenger RNA, 2497 nt
Organism: Cicer arietinum (chickpea)
Lineage: Eukaryota; Viridiplantae; Streptophyta; Magnoliopsida; Fabales; Fabaceae
Biological process (GO): exocytosis
Cellular component (GO): exocyst
Molecular function (GO): phosphatidylinositol-4,5-bisphosphate binding
Source: RefSeq, a predicted model, not a curated record